This is a messenger RNA of Gymnodraco acuticeps, 1791 nucleotides long. It is a transcript of the gene stac3, whose product is annotated as SH3 and cysteine rich domain 3. Gene Ontology annotation, biological process: positive regulation of protein localization to plasma membrane; skeletal muscle contraction; positive regulation of voltage-gated calcium channel activity. Gene Ontology annotation, cellular component: extrinsic component of cytoplasmic side of plasma membrane. The record is from RefSeq and is a predicted model, not a curated record. Gene Ontology annotation, molecular function: protein binding. The transcript has 13 exons. Lineage: Eukaryota; Metazoa; Chordata; Actinopteri; Perciformes; Bathydraconidae. Bases 345 to 1343 code for a protein of 332 amino acids.
UUAGCACACACACAAACAUAGAAACACACGCACACACAAAACUAUAGAUAAGUUCACAAACACUAUGAAUCACAACCCAGCCUGCAAAUCACUUGGGAAAACACCUAAGGAGGUUAAAGAUGGAAUAAAGAAAGGGCCCAAGUGUUGACGCAGAAUCCUGAGGGCCAGAAGUGAGGCGGCUGCUUUUUAGACUCUGUGAUCAUAUGCGCUCCAGUCAGCAGGUGAAGGACCGAAGGACUCCCAGUGAGAUUUACCCACACUGGAUGUUGUCUUUUUUUCUCUGAGCUUCCUACAUUUUCAAAAGAGGUGGGGGAGUAGGCGACUGACAUUAUCAACCAAACAUCAUGGACCAGGAGGAGGACAAAAACUCUUUGGAUAUCCAUGACAACCCUCCCGCUCCUGACAACUUUGUGAGAGAGGACGGAGACACAGUCUACUUCAUUUAUGAUGAGGAGGUGGAGGUUGAAGAGAAGGAGCCAGAACCUCCUCCUCCUGUCGUCCGGAUCAACGACAAACCCCACAAGUUCAAGGACCACUACUGCAAAAAACCCAAGUUCUGUGACGUCUGUGCCCGCAUGAUAGUCUUGAACAACAAGUUUGCUCUGAGGUGUAAAAACUGCAAGACUAACAUCCACCACUCAUGCCAGUCUUAUGUCGAGUUCCAGAAGUGCUUUGGCAAAAUUCCUCCUGGCUUCAGGAGGGCCUACAGCUCCCCGCUGUACACCAGUGACAUCCCAGAUCCAAACAACCCAAACAGGAACGACCCGGUCUUUGACACUCUGCGGGUCGGUGUCAUUAUGGCAAAUAAGGAACGCAAAAAGAAUGAAAAUGACAAAAAAAAUAUGAUGAUGAUGAUGGAAGAAGAGGAAGAGGAGAACCAACAGCCCAAAGAGAAUGAGGAGGGAGGAGAAGGGAAGCCUGAUGAUAAGAAGGAGAAAGGAGAACACAAAGCAGAGGACAAGAGCAAGGGUACGUUCAGCCAGACUCACUUCUUCCUGGCUCUCUACCGCUUCAAGGCCAUCGAGAAAGACGACCUCGACUUCCACCCUGGGGAUCGGAUCACAGUGCUGGAUGACUCCAAUGAAGAGUGGUGGAGGGGAAAGAUGGGGGAGAAGUCGGGCUACUUCCCCACCAACUACCUCAUAAAGGUGCGCGCAUCAGAGAGAGUCUUCAAGGUGUUGCGCUCCUUCGUAGGGAACAGAGAGAUGGGACAAAUCACACUGAAGAAAGAUCAGAUUGUGGUGAAAAAAGGAGACGAGAAAGGCGGCUACUUGAAAGUCAGCACUGGACGCAAACUGGGCUACUUCCCUGCUGAUCUGCUGGAGGAGAUCACUGUGACAUAAGAAGAGCGACAUGCAACGAAAGAGCCUGUAACACUUUAAACAUCAGCACAGCUUGGACAGCAUUAGGACGAUGCUUCUGAUCGUUUCUAUAACGGCUCUUUUUAUGCAGCAGAUAUGUUAUGUGGUGUAUUUGUGCCUUUGAUACCAAAUGAAGCAUAGGAGAUUAAUGAAUAGUACAUUGAUAAGACACACUCAGGUGAUGUAUGGGCCUUUUGUGGAAACCAUGGUAAUGUAGUCAGAUGCUUUAAGUGAACACCUGCUCAUUGUAGCUUCUAGGAGAACUUGGACAUCCUAGCAUAAACAAUAAAUCAAUCAUAUUGUUAUAAAAAUCACCUUUAACAUUACUGCUAAUGAACCAAUCACAUGGCUUGAUUAGGUAUAAUAUAUGAAUCAAAUAUGUUGCUAUGUAUUAAUGUAUCUGUCUAAUAAAUAUUUUAAUGAUAAUUAU